Molecule: messenger RNA, 1814 nt
Organism: Leptinotarsa decemlineata (Colorado potato beetle)
Lineage: Eukaryota; Metazoa; Arthropoda; Insecta; Coleoptera; Chrysomelidae
Product: UDP-glycosyltransferase UGT5
Molecular function (GO): UDP-glycosyltransferase activity
Source: RefSeq, a predicted model, not a curated record
AUUGUGAGAAAGAAUCUUAUCUCAAUUUCUAGAUUUGUUUAGUUGCGCUUCCUAAUAUCAAUUGACAACAUUGACGAAUCCUCAAUAUGACGCGCAGAAACAUGUGCAAAUUGUUUUUGUUCACAAUCAUAGUGAAAGUAGUCGAAGGCGUGAAUAUCCUCGUUGUUUUUCCCCACGAAGGAAAAAGCCAUUUCAUGGCUUUUCAAGGCCUGUUCGAAGAGCUGGCUAAAAGAGGUCAUAACCUCACCGUUAUCUCAGCUUUUCCAAAAAAAACUCCAAUACCGAACUGGAGGGAUAUAAGUAUUUUAGAAGAAAGAGAUCAUUCCGAAUUGAUAGACUUCAGUGUUCUGACGGGAACAAAAUGGGACAGAGUCGACAAUCAAAUGAUGCUUGCUCGUGUUGCCGAACGUACUUGCAAAAGCGGAAUGAAAAACGAGAAUUUCCAGAAUUUCCUUAAAGAAAAUAACGAAUUCGAUCUCAUUUUGAUGGAAGUCUUCAACACCAACUGUUUUAUGGGCCUGGCAAAAAUAUAUCAAGCUCCAGUGAUAGGGAUGUUAUCAGCAGUUCCAAUGCCCUGGGCUCCUCUAUGGUUUGGCUCCCCCGUCAACCCGUCUUACAUUCCUAACCAGAAUUUGGGUUUCUCGGACAGGAUGACCUUUCUGGAAAGAGUAGCAAAUUCCUUAUUUUUCGUCUUCAUGAAGGUCACUUAUGACUAUUUAAUGGCAAAACCAGGAAAUGAUUUUUCAAAGCGGUUUACAGGACAAGAUGUGUUAGACAAUGGCGAUAUAAUGUACAACAUGAGCCUUAUGUUUACAAAUUCUCACUUCUCUUUGAACCUGCCGAAGCCUUUGGUACCCAGCAUCAUUGAGAUCGGGGGGAUUCAUUUGGAAAAGCCCAAAAAAUUGCCUGACCAUAUUGCGAAAUUCAUCAACGAAUCAGCUUCAGGAGUCGUUUACAUGAGUUUAGGUUCAACCCUCAGAAGCGACUCGAUGACGACGGAGAAAAAAUCGGCGUUCAUGACAGCAUUUUCCCGCCUCAAACAGCGGGUGAUCCUGAAGUGGGAAUCGGACAUAGAAGAUAAACCAGCAAAUGUUAUGAUCCUUCGAUGGGCACCACAACUUGACAUUUUAUGUGACCCCAACGUGAAAGCUUUCAUUUCUCACGGAGGAAUGGGGGGCCUCAUGGAAGCGGUCCACUGUGGUGUUCCAGUUAUAACAGUCCCCCAAUUAGGAGACCAACAUCUAAACGCCAAAGCUUUAGAGGCUAGUGGAGGGGGCGUCAUUUUGGAUUUGAAGUCAAUAACGGAAACCGUUCUUGUGGAAGCUUUGAAUAAAGUUCUCAGCUCCGAAAUGGAACAAAGUAUGAAGUCUCUUUCAGCAAGGUUCAAUGACCGUCCACUGUCUCCUAAGGAGACUGCGAUAUAUUGGAUUGAAUACGUGAUUAGACAUAAAGGGGCUUUCUUUAUGAGAACUGCUGCUGUUGACAUGCCCUGGUACCAACAGCUUCUGCUAGAUGUUAUUGGGUUUUUACUACUGAUAGUGGGAUUAGUUGCAUAUGUGUUCUACAGAAUUGGUUCCUUAGUAUUCAACAAGUUAUUUAAGCAGCAAAUAAAAGUGAAGAAGUCUUGAUUUGAAUAAAUGAUCUUUUCAAUUGAAGCAUUGUGUAGGAAAAAGUCUUGUUCACAGAGAAAAACAAUGAUUGAGCCUCAUCAUAAUGAAAACAUGUACAUACUGAAAGUUCCUCUAGUUUGAAUUUGUGAAAAUUCAGAAAAAUAAUUAUUAGGUUGAUUGAAGAAUAAAUUGUGUUCGUUUUAA